Messenger RNA from Rhea pennata, 1069 nucleotides. It is a transcript of the gene DYNLRB2, whose product is annotated as dynein light chain roadblock-type 2. Lineage: Eukaryota; Metazoa; Chordata; Aves; Rheiformes; Rheidae. Gene Ontology annotation, cellular component: cytoplasmic dynein complex; cytoplasm; centrosome. The transcript has 4 exons. The record is from RefSeq and is a predicted model, not a curated record. Bases 91 to 381 code for a protein of 96 amino acids. Gene Ontology annotation, molecular function: dynein intermediate chain binding. Gene Ontology annotation, biological process: microtubule-based movement.
GCCCGGCCCGCGCCGCCGCGUCACUUCCGCUCCGCGCCGUAGCAACGGCGGCGCCGCGCGGCAGGCCGGGAGGGAAGCGGCGGCGCCGCCAUGGCCGAAGUGGAGGAAACCCUCAAGAGGAUUCAGGCGCACAAGGGGGUCGUUGGCACCAUUGUGGUCAACGCCGAAGGAAUUCCAAUCAGAACAACUCUUGAUAACUCUACAACAGUCCAGUAUGCAGGUCUUCUUCAUCAGCUCACCAUGAAAGCUAGGAGCACGGUGAGAGAUAUUGAUCCUCAGAAUGAUCUAACCUUUCUUAGGAUCAGAUCAAAGAAACAUGAAAUCAUGGUAGCUCCAGAUAAGGAGUAUCUCCUGAUUGUUAUUCAGAACCCAUGUGAAUAGUCCUACAACAGCAAUAUUUUUAGAGACAGUGAUGUAGCUCUACUUCUUAAACUAAUAUUCUUUACUGAUAUUUAAUAUCAAACAUACCACUGAGUAACUUUCAUAAUGUGUAACUGUCAUGACUGAAAUGUUGCCAAAUUAAAAUUUUCAUUUGUAGCUGUUUCAAUUUCUGCUUGAACAAAACAUAAUGUGCAUAUUAAAAUAUUGUAUGUUUAUCUUGGUACUCAGAAGAGCAAUAAUAAAGCAAAAUGUUUAAAACUUCUUUUUAAUGGAUAUUCAAGCUAUUGUCAUUCUCUUUAAAUUUCUAACUUUAUGCUAGUGGAGAAAUCAUACCUCGUGGGAAGUCAUAGAUCAUAUAUGUGUAUAAAUGUGUCUUUAUGAAUUACAGUAAUCACAGUUACAUUAACUAAAAAAGAGAAAUGUAAACAAUAUAGUUCAUGUAAUAACAGACUGGAUUUUGUCCUGUCUUUAAUUUGUGUUUUGAGUUUUCUCAGAUCUUAAAGUGAAACUCUUCUGUUUUCUAAUUUCUACUGACCAGAACAAUAGCUUCAUGUAAUAUUUACAGUGAGAAGUUCAAGCAGACAAAGUAGAACCAACACUCUCAUGUAAAACUAUUAGUUUUUGGUAAUGGUAGAUUGUGCACUGAAUAAACUGAAACACUGACAACUAUUUAAGCCUUCAGAUCAAU